Molecule: messenger RNA, 1143 nt
Organism: Folsomia candida
Lineage: Eukaryota; Metazoa; Arthropoda; Collembola; Entomobryomorpha; Isotomidae
Product: L-sorbose 1-dehydrogenase-like
Exons: 9
Coding region: 1-1143 (380 amino acids)
Molecular function (GO): oxidoreductase activity, acting on CH-OH group of donors; flavin adenine dinucleotide binding
Source: RefSeq, a predicted model, not a curated record
AUGGUUAAACUUGCCAUGUUUAUUCUUGGUUCUGUCUCAUUCAUGAUAAAGCAAUAUAUCGAGCAAUAUCGGAAAGCGGAUUUGGACAUGACCUUGACCGAGCUGGAACCGGAUCUUAGCCUACCAAGAAUACAAACUUACGAUUUUAUAAUUGUUGGCGCUGGCACGUCGGGAUGUCAGCUGGCGGGACGUGUUUCUCAAUAUUUCAAGGUUUUGCUUUUAGAAGCAGGCGGAAAUCCACCUCCGGCCGCGAAUUUGUUGCUAUUGGAAGAUUUUUACGGUACAAAUGGACCCAUUUCUGUAACUUCGUCUAACUCACCAGCGCUUGGAAUUUGGCUGGCGGCCGGCCGUGAGUUAGGAUUCCAGGCGGCAGACUCGAAUGCGUUCCAGAUCGAAGGUUUCACUCCUCUCGCCAUGUCGACUAAGAAUGGGGUAAAAUCCAGUUCUUACACUAGCUUUAUUGAAGGAGUGGAACGAAACAAUCGUAAUUUGAGGGCAUUGAGAUAUUCCCAGGUUCAAAAGAUUCUAAUCAACGAAAACAAGGUCGCGUACGGGGUGACGUAUUUGCGACACGGAAUUCCACAAAUUGCUCACGCUUCACGAGAAGUCAUCAUCUCUGCGGGGGCUGUACUUUCACCGAUAAUGUUGAUGAAAUCGGGCAUUGGCCCUGCAAAUACGCUUCAAUCUGCAAACAUUCUACCAUCCAUAACCGGGAAGUACAGGCUGAGAACGCUUUAUUUUAAACGUCGAGCGUUUUUGGAAUUAAUCCCAAUCGUGCAAGAUCUCCCCGGAGUCGGACAAAAUCUAAUGGAUCAUGCCUCCAUCCAAUUCCAAUUUCAAAUUCUUAACCCAUCCGCAGUCCAAGCACUAAAUCCAUUAUUGUCCGAUGCUGGCUGGGAGGAUUCACUUAUCAAGUUUCAGACUCCAGUGAGAACAGGAGCAAUUGUGGAAAACACCCGCCAGCAAGCGUUCAUGGUUUAUAUCAACGCGGAAUUUGGGAGACCUAAAUCCAGAGGGUGCGUCAUCCUGAAUACUGACGCGUAUUCUUCUGGGGAAAUAGACGAUGAGAAAUUGGUCAGUCUUGACCUGGGAAGUUUUACAGAUCCGACUGAUAUAGAUGUUCUACUUGAAGGUUGGCAUUAA